GCGGUACCAGCAGCACUGCAGCUCCCACGAUGGACCCCGCCCUCAUCUUCACCGUCUUGGUUGUCGCGGCUCACACCGGGGCCCUGCCCGUCCAGAACUCGUCUGGUAUAAACGAUCAUGUUGAACGGUUUAAAAGAGCUUAUUUGGGCGAGAACGCUUUUCAAAAUGAGAUGACAGCAAUGGACAAAAUCAUGGAGGCCAAUGAAUUGCAGACCAGCCCAGUCAUGGAGGGCACCAACGUGAGGGAGGGCGACAUUGCCGUCACCAGCAGGAGGGGUGUUAAGACCUGCUUUGCUCGGAGCUGCCUGUGGGCCAAGUCUGUGGAUGGAUACGUGUACGUUCCCUACUACAUCUCUACAGAAUACGAUGACAUGGACAGGGUCGCUAUUCAAGGCGGGAUGGAAGGCAUUGAGAACGGCACCUGCAUACGCUUCGUGCCGCGGACUCACCAGAGGGACUUCAUCGACAUUCAGCCCAAGUCCGGGUGUUGGUCCUACCUAGGGGUGCAGGGCGGGACACAGAUCCUCUCCUUGGAGGCUCCCAACUGCAUGUCAGCGGGGGUCACCGCCCACGAGCUCAUGCACGCCCUGGGCUUCCUGCACGAGCAGUCCCGAGCCGACCGCGACAAAUACGUCACCAUCCUGUGGGCCAACAUCUGGAAAGAUCGAGUCAGGAAUUUCGGGAAGUACAAAACAAACAACUUGGAUAUGCCCUAUGAUUACAGCUCCAUCAUGCACUUUGGAAAGUUUGCUUACUCUGAAGAUGGUGAGCCUACCAUCAUUCCAAAGAAGAACCCCAAUGCCAGGAUGGGUCAGAUAUUUGGACCCAGUGCUAUGGACAAACUGAAAAUCAACAAACUCUACAAGUGUUGAGUGUGAGAUGAACUGCCCCAGCCAUGCCAAAGGACACUCGGGUCCACAGAUUGCAGCGUCUCACUUCAACACAAAAUAUGGAAUCAUUACUUCAGUACAAAAUAUUUAAUAAUUACUUCAGU
Messenger RNA from Anguilla anguilla (European eel), 994 nucleotides. Its product is annotated as high choriolytic enzyme 1-like. The coding region runs from base 30 to 872 and encodes 280 amino acids. Gene Ontology annotation, molecular function: metalloendopeptidase activity; zinc ion binding. The transcript has 9 exons. The record is from RefSeq and is a predicted model, not a curated record. NCBI's taxonomy places the organism in Eukaryota, Metazoa, Chordata, Actinopteri, Anguilliformes, Anguillidae. Gene Ontology annotation, biological process: proteolysis.